Stegastes partitus (bicolor damselfish) is the source of this 999-nucleotide messenger RNA. RefSeq names its product 110 kDa antigen-like. The transcript has 5 exons. The coding region runs from base 78 to 869 and encodes 263 amino acids. The record is from RefSeq and is a predicted model, not a curated record. Lineage: Eukaryota; Metazoa; Chordata; Actinopteri; Pomacentridae.
GCUCACGCUAACACUCUGCAUGAUCUGCCUCGUGUGAUGUUGAAAUAACCAUAAAAUGACAAACUUCAAAUGGUUUAAUGAAGUGUGCAGAUAAACCAGUAACCAGACCAGAGUCCUCUGAGAGCAAACCUGUAGAGGACAGCAGCUCCUCCUCAUCUGACGCCCCCAAUACUGAAGUCAAAAAGGAGGCUGCAGAAAUACUGGAAGAAAAAACCCAAGUGGAGACGAAGAAUGAUCAAGGAGAAGAGAAAACAACGGUGGAGCCAAGUGCCAGUCAAGUAGAGGAGAAAACUGAGGAGGAGGAAGAGGCAAGCAGCGAACAAAAGGAGGUGGAAGACAGCACGCGAGAUGAGAAAAAGGAGGUUGAUCGAUCUGAACCUGAGCAAACCGACCCUCUGCAAUCAACUCCCAGACAAGAUGUCGGUGAUUUAAAGUCGAUUGAAACAGAAGAGCAGCGUGACAAACAAAGUCCUCGUACUCUUGACCCUCAAGACACAGAGAAGGUUGCUGAAGAACAAACUGGUAAACCUGAAGAUUCCAUCCGAGUGCAGUCGGCCUCUGCUCCACAGAGUGACGACCUCAAACCAGAGGAGACGCUUCCUAAUGAAGAGCAAGAAGAACAGAUGACUGAAGAGGAGGCACAAAAAUCAAGUUCUCCCCGCAUUCAGGAGCAGGAAAAGGAGGCCGAUGGGGAACAAACAACUGAGAUGACUGAUAUCUUGGCUCAGGCUGAAACUGACGUAGCAGGAGAUGAAACGCCGCAGAACGAGAGACCUGCAAGUUCACAAGGAGAAGCUGAAAAGCCUCCAUCUGACAGCGAAGACUCACCGCAGAAGGAAGAAGAAAAAGAAGCAGCAGACGACACUUGAUCAAAUCAGCCUGGUUGAUGAGUCACUCCUUCACCUUUUACUUAAAUUAUAAUAGUACUACAGCUUCCGUGUACACAUAGUUGCCACAAUGUAUGUGUAAAUAUUAAAUAGCUCACAAAUAUUGAUCACC